AUGACUCAGGCCAGACCCAAUGCUGGCAACUAUGAAAGGGCAGAAGCCUGGAAAGGCAUGGUAAAGAUCAAAUUCAAGAUCAAGAGAACUGCACAACGGACUAUUCCUCUCCACAACAAAUUUCAAACUCCACAGAUGACGGACAUUUUCUCCAAGAACAAUGAACAAAGAACAGAAAUCGCAACACCAAAUAUGCAAUGGCUUGGUGCUUUGGAAGGCACGGAGAAUGGCGAAUGGGAUGGGGGCUGGGCUGGUAAACGCCAGCAGAAGGGGUUGGAGGCCAAAACAGAUCAAUGA
This is a messenger RNA of Penicillium daleae, 297 nucleotides long. RefSeq lists its product as uncharacterized. Bases 1 to 297 code for a protein of 98 amino acids. The record is from RefSeq and is a predicted model, not a curated record. NCBI's taxonomy places the organism in Eukaryota, Fungi, Ascomycota, Eurotiomycetes, Eurotiales, Aspergillaceae. The transcript has a single exon.